Molecule: messenger RNA, 1076 nt
Organism: Chenopodium quinoa (quinoa)
Lineage: Eukaryota; Viridiplantae; Streptophyta; Magnoliopsida; Caryophyllales; Amaranthaceae
Exons: 3
Coding region: 163-576 (137 amino acids)
Source: RefSeq, a predicted model, not a curated record
AUUCAUCCGACGGGCCACGACUUUACUCUCUUUAAAGUCUCCUUGUAUACUUGUAUUUAUAGCUGAACCAGCCCAACACACUGCGGUUGACGGCUACCUUUCAAGAUCUCAACUUUGCGCUUCAUUCUUCAUCGUUUUUCACAAUUUCCAGGUGUCUAUUUAAUGGCUGAAUCAAAGCAAGAAAUGAGGAAACCGGUUUUCACCAAAGUUAAUGAGCUACGACCUGGUACUUUUGGCCACAACCUCACUGUCAAGGUUGUUGAUUCGAAAUUGGUUAUGCAGAGGGGCAGGUCUGAUGGACCUCAAGUACGCCAAAUGAAAAUUGCUGAAUGUUUGGUCGGAGAUGAGACUGGAAUGAUAAUUUUUACCGCUAGAAACGAUCAAGUGGAAAAGAUGAAAGCGGGAACUACAGUAACCCUGCGCAACGCAAAGAUUGACAUGUUCAAGGGAUCCAUGAGGCUUGCAGUCGAUAGAUGGGGGAUCGUCGAAGAGGCAGAGGAGCCUGCUGAUUUCACUGUCAAGGAAGAUAACAACUUAUCACUGAUUGAGUACGAACUUGUGACCGUUUCUGGGUGAAUGUAACUGACGCUUACUUUUGUUCCAGCCCUCCAAAAAGUUGGAACCUGAAGAAAAUAAAAAUAGGAAUCAAACAAAAAUAGAAAAAGGGUGAAAUUUCAUGUAGUUUUGUCUCCUGGGCAUAAUUCCAAUUGCUCGUGAAACCUUGCCUUCUUGGAGGAGGAAUUUGAGGCUUCUAAUCUCUACCAAAGUUGAGAUAGGCUAAACCACUUCGCAGCACGUGAAGGCAGCUUGUUGGAUUUUGGACCCCUCUUAUAUUGGUAUAUUGGUUGUUUUUCUAUAAUAUCUGUUUCAGUUAAUAGUCUGGAGACAAUGAUAUUACUUGCCUCUUAGGACAUAUACUUCGUAAUAUCCAUGAGAUUUCAUAUGAACCAUUGCUCUAGUUUUCUUUCGCCGUCUUUUAUCUUGUUUUACUAAUACAAGCUUGAUUUGGUGUUGCGUAUGGGAUUAAUAGACAUUUGAAAUUUUUCAAGGUAUGAGUCAUGGACAUAUUACAAAUG